Coccidioides posadasii C735 delta SOWgp is the source of this 399-nucleotide messenger RNA. NCBI's taxonomy places the organism in Eukaryota, Fungi, Ascomycota, Eurotiomycetes, Onygenales, Onygenaceae. The record is from RefSeq and is a predicted model, not a curated record.
AUGUCUGCCGCUUCUGCCGCCUGUAUUUUCUGCAGGAUCAUCAAGGGAGAAAUCCCUUGCAUGAAGCUCUUUGAGAGCGAAAGGGUGCUGGCAUUCCUCGACAUUCAGCCACUGAGCCGAGGACAUGCGCUCGUAAUCCCCAAAUACCACGGUGCCAAGCUCACUGACAUCCCCGAUCAAGACCUCACCGAGCUGCUGCCCGUCGCUAAGAAAAUUGCCCUCGCCGCUGGGGCAUCGGAUUUCAAUAUCCUUCAAAACAACGGCAAGAUUGCUCAUCAAUUCGUCGAUCAUAUUCCGAAACCAAACGAGACCGAAGGUCUCACCGUAGGCUGGCCCGCGAAGGACGCGGAUAUGGACUCUCUUAAGGAGCUCUGCAACGAACUUAAAUCAAAAAUGUAA